This is a messenger RNA of Staurois parvus, 322 nucleotides long. NCBI's taxonomy places the organism in Eukaryota, Metazoa, Chordata, Amphibia, Anura, Ranidae. The record is from the annotation of a GenBank genome assembly.
AUACUCUGCCAUUCCUGGAAUUCAGUGGCUCGAUUUACUAUAGUUCUGAGUCCAAUGAUUGCUCCUACUUGUCAGAAUGUAUCCGAGAGAAACUUUCAGAAGGAGCAGCAAUUGGGUUUGACAUUGAAUGGCCUCCUGUUUACAUUAAAGGGAAAACUGGAAAAGUUUCACUUAUUCAAAUCUGUCUUUCAGAGUCGGAAUGCUACUUAUUUCAUGUUUCAUCCAUGACAGGUUUUCCUAAAGGUCUGAAGAGGCUGCUUGAAGAUGAGUCUAUAAAAAAAGUUGGCGUGGGGAUUGAAGGGGAUCAAUGGAAACUACUGAG